AGCGCAGACGGCGUCGGCCUCGGAGGGGUGUGGAGAGGCGAGGCCAGGCAGAGCCCCGCGCAGCCAUGGAGUCGCUCCUGCUGCCGGUGCUGCUGCUGCUGGCGGUACUGUGGACGCAGGCAGCCGCCCUCAUUAACCUAAAGUACUCGGUGGAAGAGGAGCAGCGUGCCGGGACGGUGAUUGCCAACGUGGCCAAGGAUGCGCGGGAUGCCGGCUUCGCGCUGGACCCCCGGCAGGCCUCAGCCUUUCGCGUGGUGUCCAACUCGGCUCCACACCUAGUGGACAUCAACCCCAGCUCUGGCCUCCUGGUCACCAAGCAGAAGAUUGACCGUGACCUGCUGUGCCGCCAGAGCCCCAAGUGUAUCAUCUCACUCGAGGUCAUGUCCAGCUCAAUGGAAAUCUGCGUGAUUAAGGUAGAGAUCAAGGACCUGAACGACAAUGCGCCCAGUUUCCCAGCAGCACAGAUAGAGCUGGAGAUCUCGGAGGCAGCCAGCCCUGGCACACGCAUCCCGCUGGACAGCGCCUAUGAUCCGGACUCUGGAAGCUUUGGCGUGCAGACUUACGAGCUCACUCCCAACGAGAUGUUUGGCCUGGAGAUCAAAACGCGUGGCGACGGCUCGCGCUUUGCCGAACUGGUAGUGGAAAAGAACCUGGACCGCGAGACACAGUCGCACUACAGCUUUCGCAUCACUGCGCUAGACGGUGGCGACCCGCCACGCCUGGGCACCGUUGGCCUCAACAUCAAGGUGACCGACUCCAAUGACAACAACCCGGUGUUUGGCGAGUCCACCUACACAGUGAGCGUGCCAGAAAACUCCCCUCCCAACACACCCGUCAUCCGCCUCAACGCCAGCGAUCCAGACGAGGGCACCAACGGCCAGGUGGUCUACUCCUUCUAUGGCUACGUCAACGACCGCACGCGCGAGCUCUUUCAGAUUGACCCGCACAGUGGCCUGGUCACUGUCACUGGCGCUUUAGAUUAUGAAGAGGGCCACGUGUAUGAACUGGACGUGCAGGCCAAGGACUUAGGGCCCAAUUCCAUCCCGGCACACUGCAAGGUCACCGUCAGCGUGCUGGACACCAAUGACAAUCCACCGGUCAUCAACCUGCUGUCAGUCAAUAGCGAGCUUGUGGAGGUCAGCGAGAGCGCCCCCCCGGGCUACGUGAUCGCCUUGGUGCGGGUGUCUGAUCGCGACUCGGGCCUUAAUGGACGUGUGCAGUGCCGUUUGCUGGGCAAUGUGCCCUUUCGAUUGCAGGAAUACGAGAGCUUCUCCACUAUUCUAGUGGACGGACGGCUGGACCGCGAGCAGCACGACCAAUACAACCUCACAAUUCAGGCACGCGACGGCGGCGUGCCCAUGCUGCAGAGUGCCAAGUCCUUUACCGUGCUCAUCACUGACGAAAAUGACAACCACCCACACUUUUCUAAGCCCUACUACCAGGUCAUUGUGCAGGAGAACAACACACCUGGCGCCUAUCUGCUCUCUGUGUCUGCCCGCGACCCCGACCUGGGUCUCAACGGCAGUGUCUCCUACCAGAUCGUGCCGUCGCAAGUGAGGGACAUGCCUGUCUUCACCUAUGUCUCCAUCAACCCCAACUCAGGCGAUAUCUAUGCCCUGCGAUCCUUUAACCACGAGCAGACCAAGGCGUUCGAAUUCAAGGUGCUGGCCAAGGACGGCGGCCUCCCUUCACUACAAAGCAACGCGACGGUGCGGGUCAUCAUCCUCGACGUUAACGACAACACCCCGGUCAUCACAGCCCCACCUCUGAUUAACGGCACUGCCGAGGUCUACAUACCCCGCAACUCUGGCAUAGGCUACCUGGUGACUGUUGUCAAGGCAGACGACUACGAUGAGGGCGAAAAUGGCCGAGUCACCUACGACAUGACCGAGGGCGACCGCGGCUUCUUUGAAAUAGACCAGAUCAAUGGUGAAGUCAGAACCACCCGCACCUUCGGGGAUAGCUCCAAGUCCUCCUAUGAGCUUAUCGUGGUGGCCCACGACCACGGCAAGACAUCUCUCUCUGCCUCUGCUCUCGUCCUAAUCUACUUGUCCCCUGCUCUCGAUGCCCAAGAGUCAAUGGGCUCUGUGAACUUGUCCUUGAUUUUCAUUAUUGCCCUGGGCUCCAUUGCGGGCAUCCUCUUUGUAACUAUGAUCUUCGUGGCAAUCAAGUGCAAGCGAGACAACAAAGAGAUCCGGACCUACAACUGCAGUAAUUGUUUAACCAUCACUUGUCUCCUCGGCUGUUUUAUAAAAGGACAAAACAGCAAGUGUCUGCAUUGCAUCUCGGUUUCUCCCAUUAGCGAGGAGCAAGACAAAAAGACAGAGGAGAAAGUGAGCCUAAGGGGAAAGAGAAUCGCUGAGUACUCCUAUGGGCAUCAAAAGAAAUCAAGCAAGAAGAAAAAAAUCAGUAAGAAUGACAUCCGUCUGGUACCCCGGGAUGUGGAGGAGACAGACAAGAUGAACGUUGUCAGUUGCUCUUCCCUGACCUCGUCCCUCAACUAUUUUGACUACCACCAGCAGACACUGCCCCUGGGCUGCCGCCGCUCUGAGAGCACUUUCAUGAAUGUGGAGAACCAGAAUACCCGUGCUAACCACAUCUACCAUCACUCUUUCAACAGCCAGGGGCCCCAGCAGCCUGACCUGAUUAUCAACGGUGUGCCUCUGCCUGAGACUGAAAACUAUUCUUUUGACUCCAACUACGUGAAUAGCCGAGCCCAUUUAAUCAAAAGCAGCUCCACCUUCAAGGACUUAGAGGGCAACAGCCUGAAGGAUAGCGGACAUGAGGAGAGCGACCAAACUGACAGUGAGCAUGAUGUCCAGCGGAGCCUGUAUUGUGAUACUGCUGUCAAUGAUGUGCUGAACACCAGCGUGACCUCCAUGGGAUCUCAGAUGCCUGACCAUGAUCAGAAUGAGGGAUUUCAUUGCCGGGAAGAAUGCCGGAUUCUUGGCCACUCUGACAGGUGCUGGAUGCCCCGGAAUCCCAUGCCCAUCCGUUCCAAGUCCCCAGAGCAUGUGAGGAACAUCAUUGCGCUGUCCAUUGAAGCUGCUGCUGCUGAUGUUGAGCCUUAUGACGACUGCGGCCCCACCAAACGGACUUUUGCAACCUUUGGGAAAGAUGUCAGCAACCACCCGGCUGAGGAGAGGCCCACCCUUAAAGGCAAGAGGACUGUCGAUGUGACCAUCUGCAGCCCCAAGGUCAACAGCGUUAUCCGGGAGGCAGGCAAUGGCUGUGAGGCGAUUAGCCCUGUCACCUCCCCGCUCCACCUCAAGAGCCCUCUACCCACCAAGCCUUCCGUGUCUUACACCAUUGCGCUGGCUCCCCCGGCCCGUGAUCUGGAGCAGUAUGCCAACAAUGUCAACAAUGGCCCUUCUCGUCCCUCUGAAGCUGAGCCCCGUGGAGCUGACAGCGAGAAAGUCAUGCAUGAGGUCAACCCCAUUCUGAAGGAAGGUCGCAACAAAGAGUCCCCUGGUGUGAAGCGUCUGAAGGAUAUCGUUCUCUAAACCAGUCUCCGGGAAGAAGAGAAAGAAACCACACUGGCUAGUGAAGAAGCAGGACCUGCUUGUUUUAAUUGCUCACCAAUGGUUCGUUCUCAAGUGGCUAUAUUUCAGAGCUUUCCCUAAAUGUAUUGUUUAUAGGUAACUUAUCAUUCCGUGACAAUCCCUUGUUUCAACAGGCAGCAGGGGUGUUCAGUUGGAGCAAAUUAGCUUUGGCUUGAGUUGUUCAUGGGGCCUUGAUGUUGGGGAAACAGAGACAAAUUCAGUUGUGAAAAGUAUUAUGUAUUAAGUGUUUGAAUUUAUAUAUUUUUCUAUGUCAA
Messenger RNA from Cebus imitator (Panamanian white-faced capuchin), 3817 nucleotides. RefSeq names its product protocadherin 19 (gene PCDH19). The transcript has 6 exons. Gene Ontology annotation, biological process: homophilic cell-cell adhesion. Bases 66 to 3503 code for a protein of 1145 amino acids. Gene Ontology annotation, molecular function: calcium ion binding. The record is from RefSeq and is a predicted model, not a curated record. NCBI's taxonomy places the organism in Eukaryota, Metazoa, Chordata, Mammalia, Primates, Cebidae. Gene Ontology annotation, cellular component: plasma membrane.